Messenger RNA from Aspergillus pseudotamarii, 813 nucleotides. RefSeq names its product Threonyl/alanyl tRNA synthetase. Gene Ontology annotation, molecular function: ATP binding; alanine-tRNA ligase activity; Ser-tRNA(Ala) deacylase activity. The transcript has a single exon. The coding region runs from base 1 to 813 and encodes 270 amino acids. Lineage: Eukaryota; Fungi; Ascomycota; Eurotiomycetes; Eurotiales; Aspergillaceae. The record is from RefSeq and is a predicted model, not a curated record. Gene Ontology annotation, biological process: regulation of translational fidelity; alanyl-tRNA aminoacylation.
AUGGCUCACCAGGAUAAAACAGAGCUUCUCUAUCUAAACGACGCCUCGCUACGAGAGUGGACAACUACAGUCCUCUCCUGUCAGCCGAUAUCGCAAUUAACAGAAAGCGAAAAGAAUCUGGCAAAGACAGUUGCGCCAGAAAGCUUCGCUCUCAUCACCCGUGAAACGGUGUUCUACCCACAAGGCGGAGGCCAGCCCAGCGAUACAGGCGUGAUUACUCUCGCAGACACAAGUAACGGCUCUACCUUCAAGGUUCUACUUGUCCGGAAAACCUUGGAUGGCACUGUUAUCCACCUGGGGGAGUUCACCGAUCAGCUCUGUUUUACGGACGGCCAGUUAGUCUCACAGGCCAUUGACUGGGCAAAACGCGACUACCACUCUCGACUCCAUACAGCAGGCCAUAUCAUCGGUCUGGCUAUGCGGCUUUUAGCCCCUGUGCUUGGGGAAAGGAAGAAGGUCAAGGCGAAUCAUGCGCCGGGGCAGGCCUGUAUGGAGUUCGAGGGCUUGCUUUAUACUGAGCAUAAGUCGGUUAUUGAGGAUAAAGUGAACGAAUUGGUAGGUAUGAACCUUCCUGUUACUACGGAGUGGUGGGAUGAAGAUCGCAUUCAAAAUGCCGACCUAAAUAUGGUGGAGGGCUUGCAGCUGGGGAAGAAUGGGCAGGCAAGGAUCGCCUUGAUUGGAGAUAUUGACGCCAAUCCGUGUGGUGGAACGCAUGUAGAACAUACUGGUUUGACCGGGUUUAUCACCAUUCGGAAGAUUGCGAGACAAAAGGGGGUCAGCAAGCUUUCUUAUGAGGUGCCUGUUUCGAUGUGA